GCGGAUUUCAAAGGGUUCGAGAAAACUUUAUUUUUUGGAGGUUCCGUUGGCGGAGGCUGCGAUUAGUUUUGGUUGACCACUAUCGCGUUGUUGAUUGCUGCGACUCAUUCGACGAGAACGAAGAGGCAGCCAAUUGAUCUUGUUCAAGUAGAUUAGAAGAGCUUGACUGUGUUGUUAUAACAGAUCAGAAAGAAGUUGAUGCAGAGAGAUGGUUGUGUACUCGCUGUAUAUCCUCAACAAAGCCGCCGGUCUGAUCUAUCAGAGAGAUUUCAAUGAUGGCCUGCAAAAGCUGUCGUCGAAUGAUUACCUGGUUCUGUCUGGCACUUUCCACGCCGUGCACGCGAUAGCCUCACGCAUCUCCCCCGUCCCCUCCUCCUCCGGCAUCGAAGUCCUCGAAACCGACACUUUCCGGCUACAAUGCUUCCAGACCCUCACCGGCACGAAAUUCCUCCUCAUCUCCGACCCGCGCCAGCAAAGCUCAGACACGAUCCUCCGGCGGAUAUACGAGCUCUACGCAGACUACGUGAUCAAGAACCCGUUCUACCAGAUCGAGAUGCCGGUCAGGUGCGAGCUUUUUGAUAGGCAUUUGGCGGCGUAUAUUAAGGCUAUCUCGUGAUUUGUCGGUGAUGAGUUUGUAUUUCUUCUGGGUUUUAGGCGUUUGUUUUUGUUAAUGGAUUUGCAAUCGAGAAUUGCUGAUUAUUUUCUUUUUAUCUGCAUCUUAUCUGUUUAUUCACUUCAUGCUCGAGUUGUUACAUGUAUACGGUACGCGCGCAUGUCGUCGCAGCUAUCUGCCUCUUGUAGACACCUUCCUUCCACUUCUUCUUUCCUAUCCUCCUCUGAUAGCAUACUUGUGUUAUCUUCUCCAGCAGUCGUGAUUAUACAGCUCUUAUUGACCGGCUCUGGUCCCUGAAUCGAGCGGAGACAGGCUCUACAAAUACAAUACACAGAGCUGAUAGCAGACCACGCCAGCUCAAAAUAUAAACAGUUGGUAAACAGCAAUAUCAAACCACGAUCCAGCAUAUCAGCAAAAUACAGCUCAUAACAAUGUAAACAGCAAUAAACCUCUCUCUUUACUGGUGAUUAUAUUCGCA
Molecule: messenger RNA, 1091 nt
Organism: Myxozyma melibiosi
Lineage: Eukaryota; Fungi; Ascomycota; Lipomycetes; Lipomycetales; Lipomycetaceae
Product: Sybindin-like protein
Exons: 3
Coding region: 209-616 (135 amino acids)
Biological process (GO): endoplasmic reticulum to Golgi vesicle-mediated transport
Cellular component (GO): TRAPP complex
Source: RefSeq, a predicted model, not a curated record